ACUAUCCUUUAUUUAAAUUUCAAAAAGCUUUUCUUCUAUAUGGUGUUCCACCUAUGUUGAAAUGUUAGAUAGAAAAGAAGAAAUAGAAAAAAGACGCAAGAAAGUUGAGGAAUUGAAGCGUCAAAGGUUGGAGUUGGCCAGCAAUAAAUCUACAACAGAAAAUAACAUAAACGGACCUCUCACAAGCUGUCGUGCUUUUCUACACGAAGAAAGAGAAAAAGAGAGACAACAUGUAGAGGAAUUAUUAACUAGCCUUUUAGGCGCAAGUGAAGUUUCUGAAACUUCCAAAACUUGUGAAUCUUCAAAAAAUGAAGAGCAUCUCGUACAACUAACUUCUCAAGCAGAAAAGAUUUGUAUUUCUGAAACAACUAUUCACCUUUUCCCUUCGAACUGCCCGAUUUCCUACCAAAAAGGUUGUCAAACGAACCCUGGACUUUUUGACCAAUACGUUGAUGAGCUUGUACAGGAAAAAUUAGAGAUUAUACAAAUGAUUGAACACAAGGAUUCCCCUGAAGCUCCUAAUUUAAUGGGUUCUUCCGAAAACAGAGAGAUGGAAAGUGAGGAAGAAAAAGAAUCAGAUCUUCCUUUAGCCGUUAAGGAGCAGAUCCUCCGAUCGGAUGAAUAUUCAGACUUUUUAAAUUACAGCACGCGUCUCGUUGAAAGAUACUUAAACUGGAGCCCUGAAUACGACUUUGUCAAGGAUUAUUCUGGGGCUGAAGAGUUUACAGCAUCCACAAUUGAAAUUUUGAAUUUUCGGUCGUUGUACUACAGUGCAAAGUGGACAACCCGCCGCCCCUCUACCGAUCUGGACUGGUGCCGCAAGUUUCCGGAACUUUUCUUAAGCUCAUACGGUGCCAAAUAUCCUGCGGAAGACACAGAAGACCCACAAGGCGCCUGCUUAGUGUGGAACGUGCACUUGAAGGACAGGCCCGAAUACGUUUUCCAUUGCCAGGUCUCUCUUCUAUUGCUGGUUCGGCUACCUUAUUUAUGGAAUUUCUUUAAGUCGCCAGUGUUGUCUUCUAAGUUUGCAAAGUUUCAUCCGUCCCUUGUGGUGGGCAGCACUUAUUCGGGGCAACUGGUUCUCUGGGACAAAAGGUCAAAGGCGACUCCUGUGCAACGCUCGCCGCCUUCCUCAAAAUCGCACACCCAUCCAGUCUUCUGCCUUGAAGUUGUUGGGAGUCCAAACGCCCACAAUAUUGUCAGCUGCAGUACAGACGGCCUAAUGUGCUCGUGGACCUUCGACGCACUACACGAGCCACUGGUUUCUACUAAGCUGCAAGGAACAAUACGGGGCCUCGCUGUAACGGCCAUGUCUUUCUCAGGGAAAGAUGUGAACAAUUUCGUUGUCGGUAUACCAGCCCGGCAUGAUAAACAAUGUAGAACCAAUCCGUUAAUGCGUCCCGCAGGCACUGAAGAAGGCCGGCUCUACUGCGGCAAUCGCCAUGCAGGACAGCAGGUCAAGGAGCCGUGUUCCCCUUCAAUGGAUGGCCACUGUGGACCGGUGACUGCCGUCACUCAUCACCCAGAACUCGGCGAGGCGGACUUCCCUAACUACCUUCUGUCCUCCUCGACAGACUGGUCCGUUAAACUUUGGAAUUUGCAGCACAAAAAGAUUAUUCACUCCUUUGAGGACGCCGACGACUACGUCUACGAUGUGCAGUGGUCCCCAACACACCCAGGCGCCUUUGCCACGGCGGACGGGCCGUCGAGGCUUUCCCUCUGGGAUAUGAACAGAGACAUCGAGUCGCCUGUACUUAGCACUAUUGUCAGCGAGACCUCGUCGAUAAACAAGCUGCGCUGGUCGGCGUCUGGGAGGCACAUGACCGUUGGAGAUGCAGACGGCACUGUCUAUCUGUAUGAGGUCGGAGAGGAGUAUACGAGUCCGGCGGCAGAGUCCUUCAGUCGCUUUAAAGAGGUCAUUAGAGAACUGGACGGCACUACGUGAUGAUAAACAAGCUCAAAUUUACAUUGGCGUUUUAAAAAGUGUAAAUAGUUAGGCAAACAUGUAUAGCUACACGUGCC
Molecule: messenger RNA, 2022 nt
Organism: Zophobas morio
Lineage: Eukaryota; Metazoa; Arthropoda; Insecta; Coleoptera; Tenebrionidae
Product: dynein, cytoplasmic 1, intermediate chain 2a-like
Exons: 19
Coding region: 62-1945 (627 amino acids)
Biological process (GO): transport along microtubule
Cellular component (GO): cytoplasmic dynein complex
Molecular function (GO): dynein heavy chain binding; dynein light chain binding
Source: RefSeq, a predicted model, not a curated record